AUGGGGACCAAUGCUGAUUACGACGAGAAGGCUGUUGCGGGAUCCCUUACUGCAAACAACAAUGGCGACUGCCAUGAACUUCCUACUCCGUCAGAGGAGAAACCCUCAGAGGAACCGAUAUACGAUACCGGCUUUAAGUCAUGGAUCCAAGUGCUAGGCUCUUUCUUCCUUUUCUUCAACUCAUGGGGUGUCAUUAACACCUGGGGUGCUUUCCAAACGUAUUAUGAGCAGGACUUGUUGUCGGACAUGUCAUCGUCCAACAUCGCCUGGAUUGGCUCACUCCAAGCUUUCCUGCUCAUGCUUUUUGGUGUGGUGACAGGACCUCUCUUCGAUGCUGGCUAUUUCCGUGCUCUGCUCACGUUUGGAAGCAUCAUGCUUCCCUUUGGGUUGAUGAUGACCAGUCUUGCUACCAAGUUCUGGCAGCUGAUCCUGGCCCAAGGUAUCGUUAUUGGUCUGUCUGCCGGAUGUCUGUUCGUCCCAUCCGUCGCCAUUCUGCCUCAGUACUUCAAGAAGAGACGCGGUCUGGCCAACGGUCUUGCCGCUUCAGGCAGCAGUAUCGGAGGUGUGAUCUACCCGAUCAUGUUUGACCAGCUGCAGCACAAGGUCGGCUUUCCCUGGGCGACGAGAGCUAUCGGCUUCCUCUGUUUCGGGACCUGCUGCAUCUCAUACAGCAUCAUGCGUAUGCGCUUCCAGCCGACAGAGAAGCGCAAGCUGGUCCAGUUGGCUGCCUUCAAGGAGCCACAUUUCGUGAUGUUUUGCAUUGGCAUGUUCCUGGGUUUCCUUGGAUUCUACAACUUCCUCUUCUAUAUCCAAUCCUAUGCCAUCGACACGGGUAUCGUUGGUUCCACCCUCGGAUUCUAUCUGCUCUCCAUGCUGAAUGCGGGGUCCACCAUCGGACGUAUCUGUCCGAACUUCAUCGCAGACCACACGGGUCCCCUGAACGUCCUCACUCCUGCAGCUACCGCUACCGCCAUUCUCGCUUUCGCUUGGAUCGGAGUCCACAAUGCGCCAGGUAUCAUUGUUCUCUCAGUGCUGUAUGGUCUCUGCUCCGGUGGGUUCGUGUCACUUCCGCCGGUCGUGAUGGUGACUCUGACCAAGGACAUCCGUGACCUGGGCACUCGUCUAGGCAUGGUGUUCGCAAUCACCUCUGUUGGACUGCUGAUCGGUACACCUAUCGGCGGAGCCAUCUUGAGCAACUCGGGCAGCUACCUGGGAGUGCAGCUCUUCACAGCCUGCUGUCUCAUCACGUCUGCCUCCGUCUUUGCCGCGCUGAGAUUCUCUCGCUCGAAUAUGAGACUGAUCGCGCGUGUGUGA
Molecule: messenger RNA, 1314 nt
Organism: Aspergillus neoniger CBS 115656
Lineage: Eukaryota; Fungi; Ascomycota; Eurotiomycetes; Eurotiales; Aspergillaceae
Product: MCT family MFS transporter
Exons: 2
Coding region: 1-1314 (437 amino acids)
Biological process (GO): transmembrane transport
Cellular component (GO): fungal-type vacuole membrane
Molecular function (GO): transmembrane transporter activity
Source: RefSeq, a predicted model, not a curated record